AUGGCGGUGGCCGCGCUCCUCCCCGCGGCGGCGGCGGCCUCCAAGAUGGCGGCGGGCGCGCCGCCGGCGCACGGCGACAUGGCGGCGGGCGUGGAGGUGGAGCGGGUGGUGGAGGCGCUAGAGCUGCUGCUGCGGCAGCCCGGUGAGGCCGGUGAGCGGGGCGACGGCGACGACGACGAAGACUGGGCGCUGGAGACGCUGCAGAGCAACGUGGCGGCGCUGGAGGAGCGGCUGCGGCGGGAGCCGCGCUGGGCAGCGCUGCGCGGCCUGCGCGCCGCCGUGCUGGCUGGGGCGCCGGGGCUGGGCGCGGCGGCCGAGCCGGCGGCGGAUCCGCGCUGGGCCGCGGCCGCCGCGGCGCUGGCGCUGCUGCUGUGCCUGCAGGAGCGGCUGGCGCAGCCGCCCGCCGCCGCCCGCCGGCCCGGGGCCGCGCCGCCGCCCGCCGCCGACGCGCUGAGCGCGGCGCAGGCGCGGGCGGUGCGGCGGGCGCUGCGGGCCGCCGUGGCGCUGGGGCUGCGGCCGGGCGCCGGGCCGCGCCUCCUGGCCGCCGCCGCCGCGCUGGCCCGGCUGGCGCCGCAGCCGGCGCUGGGCGCCCCGCUGCUCGCCCGCCACCUGCGGCCGCUCCUGGCCGCCCUCUGCCUGCUGGGCCACGGCCCCGCCGAGCGCACGCAGGGCGUCUCGGAAGAGGAGCGAGCCCAGUGCAGGGAGACCUUGCAGCGCCUCCUCGAUCGCGUCUACCAGCCCCGGGCCGUGCAGGAGCUGCUCGUCCUCCAGGGCGGACCCGCGCAGAGAUCGGCCUCUCCUGGGGAAGACGCAAAGCCGGCCCUCGCACAGGCUCCAUCGUGGCUGCGGCGCCUUUGUGGUCAGCUGCUCUCAGAAAGGCUGCUGAGACCCAACGGGGUCCAGGCGGUGGUUCGGGGCAUCAUGGAGGGGACAGGCGGUGGUGCUGGUGCCGAAGCAGCAGCUGUGGACUGGAGAAAAUGUGAUGCAGUUGCAAAGAUCCUGGCCACCUGCCCUCAGCAGUGUCUUUCCCUCGAGGAUUACUACAAACUUGUAUGCCCUCAGAUUCUGGAUUUGCUGCACAUCCAGGAUAAACUGACAGCUCGCCAGUUCCAGAGAGUUGCCACCACUGCACUUCUAACUAUGGCAAAAGGGCACCCUCAGCUGGCAGAGAAAUACCUGCUUCAACCCAUGCUGGCGCCACUUCUGCGAUGCUCCAGUGCUGCAGAGAUAGCAGUGGAAGAUUUAUCAGCAGGGACUGUUCUGGUGAAAGAGGCAGAGCUCAGCAGAUGUGUGGAAGAUGUGUUCAAGGUGUACGUAGUUGGAAACAACAGCUCUCGCCUGCUGCUGGAAUCCUUACAGUCAGUCCUGGGAGUGGUUUUCUCUCUCUAUUCCUUCACCAAGCAGAAUGUGUCCUACUUACGCUCACCGUGCCAGGAGAUCUUACUGUGGUUCUUGGAGAAGGCAGAGCGAGAGGUGUCGCUGUCUGUGCUGGAAGGGUUUGCGGGGCUGGAGAGCAGCGUGUGCCUCCUCCAUCCACAGUGCCAGCUUCGUGUAGGCAGCGAGGGCGGUGCUGUGGUUGCUGUGGAAGAGACCAUCAGUGAUGAAGAUGAGGCCCUUUUUCAGAAGGUUUCCUCAGAGCAGUGGCACAUGGAGAACUUAGUGGAGCUUUUGUCUCACUGCCAGAAGAGUGGUCUAGCCGGAGACUUCUUCAUCCGCUGCCUGAAGGCGCUGACUCAGGUGGCUGCAGAGGCUGAGACAGCUUCAAACGCUGCUCCCCUGUCUGCAGAGAGUCUCCUGGAGCUGGAGCAGCACCGUGCGGGGCAGCGGAGGCAGCUGCUCAUCCUGCAGCUCGUGGCCCUGCUGUGCGAGAGCGUCUCGGACACUGUGUUCACAGAUGUUGCUCAGGUGGUGGACUUCGUGGCAGCGACGCUUCAGCGGGCGUGCGUGAGCCUGGCGCGGGGUGCCGGCAGCGCGGUGGAGGCGCAGACGCUGAGCAUGGCCAUGGGGCUCGUGGCAGCCGUGCUGGGCGGCGCGGUGCAGCUGAGGUCGAGCGACUUUGCUGUCCUGAAGCGGCUGGUGCCCGUGCUGGAGGAGGUCUCCUCCUGCCACCCCGAGCCCAUCAUCCAGGAGCUGGCCACAGACUUGCGCAUCGCCAUCUGCACCCACGGGGCCUUUGCUGCCAGCACAGUGGGCGCCGCGGCCGAGCGCGUGCUCGGGAGGAAGCCGGAGCCGAGCAGGACAAGCCAGCAGAGCCUCACGGGCGCCACUGACCGAGCCUCCUGCCCGGGCACCGGGGCUGUCGGGGGGCUGCCGGGGCAUGCCCAGGGCUCUGGCCCUGCAGCUAGCUCAGCUCCCGGCGAGAUGAGUGAAGAGCAGAGCGCACACGGAGAGCCCCGUGCUGCCGGACCGGCAUCAGCGCAGCGCUCCACCAGCCCGGCUCCUGCUCAGCUCCAGGAGCUCCUUUUAUCCGCCUAUGACCCCCAGGUCCCCGUUCGGGCAGCAGCUCUCCGGAGUCUUUCCAGCCUGAUAAAGCAGCGGGAUCCAGAGGGGCUUCGGAUGCAGGAGAAACUCCUCCAGGUUUUCCUAGAAAAUUUGCAACAUGAGGACUCUUUUGUCUACCUUUCUGCUAUUCAAGGUGUUGCCCUGCUCUCCAACGAGUACCCAGAGCAAAUCCUGCCAGCGCUGCUGGCCCAGUACGGGAGCCCAGCACAGGGCACGACAGAGGCUGUGGCGACCAGGAUGAAGCUGGGGGAAGUGCUGAUGCGCGUGACCCGGGCACUGGGGGACAUGGUCUUCAAGCACCGGGACGCCCUGAUCCACGCCUUCCUGCGGGGGUCGCGAGACCCGGACAGCACGCUGCGGGCCAGCAGCCUCUCCAACCUGGGCGAGCUGUGCCAGAGGCUCGGCUUCCAGCUCGGCUCUGUGGUCCAGGAGGUGACCUCCUGUCUGACAGCCAUAGCCAAGACGGACCCCGAGGCGGAGGUGCGGAGAGCCGCCGUCCACGUCGUGGUGGUGCUGCUCCGGGGGCUCAGCGAGAAGGCCACCGAGGUGCUGCGGGACAUGCUGCGGGACCUGUACCGGCUGCUGAAGCACGUGGCGGCGGCGGAGCCCGACGGCGCCGCCGUGCUGCACGCCCAGCUGGCGCUGGAGGAGCUGGACGAGGCCGUGAGGAGGCAGCUCUUCCCCCCGCAGCGCCUGCAGAAGAGGAUCGUGGUGCUGCCCUAGCAGCGCUCAGCGCCGCGGCCGCUGCUGCUCCGUCUGCGCGGCCGAGGCCAGAAUAAAAGGAAAAACUUCCCAGC
This is a messenger RNA of Rhea pennata, 3299 nucleotides long. RefSeq names its product transport and golgi organization 6 homolog (gene TANGO6). The transcript is spliced from 17 exons. Gene Ontology annotation, biological process: protein secretion. The coding region runs from base 1 to 3225 and encodes 1074 amino acids. The record is from RefSeq and is a predicted model, not a curated record. NCBI's taxonomy places the organism in Eukaryota, Metazoa, Chordata, Aves, Rheiformes, Rheidae.